UCGAUUUUUCUGAGUCACGGCCAUGGACCUUUCUCGACCAUUCUGUUAGCUUUUACCAGAAUAGUUGUGUCGUUUGCUUCCGGAAUGUCCGAGAAUACGUGGUAAACGUAUAUAAGAACUCAGCCAACUAGGAGUUAUAAGUGUAGAACAGAGACCAACUGAUCUGUAUUGAGCUAUAUUGACAGAGCGCUAUUAUAAAUUACUUGGAAGAUAAUCGCGCAUUUUGGGAACAUUUGGAAGCAACGAGGAAGAAAUGGCAGCACUUGUGCCACACGAAGAAGAAUUGAUGGAAACAGACGCAGCAGAUGUUUCUGUUCGGGAACAGUUAGCUAGUGGUGAAGGAGCGAAAAGUGGGAGUAGUUUAAAAAUCACAGUGAAGUGCCAAACCCUGGAAGGUCUCGAAAAACUUUGGUCAGACUAUUGUUCAGGUCAUCUCACUUCUGUAGCACAGGAAUAUCUUGUCACAGAUGAUAUUAAGGAAAAGCUAGGUGUGGAAUCUUUAAAGCUGAAAACAGUUAUUACAAAGGAGGAUUACCUGAAAUGCAAACAGUACCUUCUAAACAAGGCAGCUAACAGCACUGGUCUGUCCUCAUCACCUGUGUCCAGCACAGAAAACCUGCUGGAGGAUAAGGGAGCUACAAGCUUGCGUAAAAGUGACAAUGAUGGCAAUGAUGAAGAUUGCUUUGAACAAAGUGUAGGACAAGAUGAAGAGAAAAUGAUUUAAGCAAAGAUCUGGAAUGGUUAAAUUAAAAGUUGCUUUCUAGAAAAUGUAAAUAAUCUUGUUGCACACUUCAACCAGGUUGUGUUAAUUCACAUCCUUCAUAUUUUCUUGAUUUACUCUUAUUGUAUAUAGACAAUGGCUUGGAACAACAACUGAAUCAAGGCAGCUGUAAUAAAAAUGUAUUAAGGAACUAGUGUUAAACUAUCCCAUUGAAGAACUGAGUAUGAAGUGAUUUUAAUUUUGUACCUUUCCUUUUGAAACUUAGCAAUGUUUGUGCAUUGACAAAUGAAAAUUAACAUGGAAUCCCAUGCAUCUUUAACAAAUUGGACACCAAUUGUAUGAGAUGACUUCAAAUUCUCACUCAAUAAUAGUUUCAUUAUUAGUUGGAGUUGGCUUAUAGGAUUUGCAAUUUGGUUGUCCUUUCCUGAUGUAACUUAUUUCAGAGGAUGGCAUUAAAAAUGUUCCUUACAUGUUGUACUACUCCA
This is a messenger RNA of Stylophora pistillata, 1206 nucleotides long. RefSeq lists its product as uncharacterized. Lineage: Eukaryota; Metazoa; Cnidaria; Anthozoa; Scleractinia; Pocilloporidae. The record is from RefSeq and is a predicted model, not a curated record.